This is a messenger RNA of Protopolystoma xenopodis, 477 nucleotides long. Lineage: Eukaryota; Metazoa; Platyhelminthes; Monogenea; Polystomatidea; Polystomatidae. The record is from the annotation of a GenBank genome assembly.
AGCAACGGCACCAAUGAAAGUGAUGACGCUGCUGAUGGACAUACCAAUGACAAUGGCAGUUGUACCAAUGCCGUUAACAAUACCUACUAUAUUAAUAGUCUCAAUAAUGUUGUUAAUUCCCUCAAUGAUUUAAAUGCUACCACAAGUAAUCCUAGUUCUGUCCUCAGAACGAAUACUUCUUAUUCUAUUUUGGCUAGCGGACGGAAUGCUAGUCACCCUAAUAAGCUGAUUGAGCUCCCCCCUAUUUCCACUGCUGCUGGGGAUUUUAUCAACAAUACUAGUGAGCAGUAUCUUCCCUGCAACUACUAUGUUUGGAUGGAGCCGCCGCCUGUCAUUCACUCUGGCUCAUCUUUUGGUGUGUCGGAUCAAGAUCAAGUCACUUGCCAGGCUCAAGCAGAACCAUUAACAGUGGGUUAUGUAACGUUGGCUCAUUCGCUCCAACAUCUAUCAACAGGAGUCGACGUGUCUGGUCAGUGA